This is a messenger RNA of Coregonus sp. 'balchen', 679 nucleotides long. The record is from the annotation of a GenBank genome assembly. NCBI's taxonomy places the organism in Eukaryota, Metazoa, Chordata, Actinopteri, Salmoniformes, Salmonidae.
CACCACUGUGUGUCCAUUGGAGCAAACCUGGCGUCUGUGCACAGCUCUGCGGAAUAUCAAUUUCUACAGGAAGUGGUGGGGAGCAAGAUUGGCGGUUUCUCUACUACCUGGAUUGGAGGAUUUGAUGCUGUUCAGGUGGAGUAUACUCACAAAUCAGUAGUAUCUUGGUAUACUCAUCAAUAUCUCAAGGGUCACUGGUAAAGUCAGAUCUAGGUUUUUUAGUAUCCACUGGCAUACUAUAAUAAUAAUAAUAAUAAUAGUAAUAUGGGAUUGCUUUGAUACUGAGACCUCACUUCUUCACCACAGGACAGGCUAUGGUUUUGGAGUGACGGCUCCAAAUUUGAUUACCAGAACUGGAAGAAAGGAGAGCCCAAUAAUAGCGGUGGCAGAGAGCCAUGUAUGGUGAUGAACUGGGGAGGUACAGUAGGCUCACUAUCAUUCACUGAUACAUUCAUCAAAUUAAACUUUAUUCACAGUACAUUUAACGAAUAAAACUGACACACACACCACACACCGCAAACACACUAUUAUAUUGUUGUGUGAACAUCUGAGAUUAUUUGAGAGGUCAUUUCUGUUCUGUGUUUCCUUUUAAGAUGAAUACCGCUGGAACGAUAUAAACUGUGGAAACAGCUUUCCCUCUGUGUGCUCCAAAAUAAUCUGUGAAAUCGAGAAAAACUGA